UCUCCCUGGGAUGCAAUAAAAUAAAAUAAGGAAGGCAUGUUGAUCUCCUAUAACAUCCUACCAUAAAAGAAAUACAAUCUAACCACGGUUUUGCGCCCGUCAAAGAAAGCGUGCACAAGUAGAACAUGCUGUCCAUAGCUAGGGUAUCAGUAACCAGAGAAACUGUCUUUGUCCAACGACCAGUUCAACUGCCAAUAUCGCUUGUACUUCUCAACCAACUCACUUCAACUGUCCCCCAAAACCCACCUCCCACGCUCAUAGGCCAAACCAACCAAAUCAUCCAAUUCACUCCUACGCACCACCAAGACACCACGCCAUCUUCACAACUUUUCAAUCAUCAAAACCUUUUCUACCGCAACCUGUUCUCUCAACUCAAAUCACCACCCCAUCUUUUUGAAGCCAGAAGAUUGCAUGCUCGUCUCGUUGUUAAUGGUUUCUUCCACCCCGCCAGUACUGACAGAGUUUUCGGUUCUCAGCUUGUCAACAUCUAUGUCAACUUUGGCUGCUUCCAGGGAGCACUUCUUGUCUUUGACAAACUACCCCAGAAGAGUAAUAUUGCUUGGAAUGCAAUACUUAGAGGUUUGGUCGAUAGGGGUCAGUUUUCUGAUGCAAUUCAGUUCUAUCACUUGAUGCUUAGUCAAGGCAUAGACCCUGAUAAUUUUACGUACCCACUUGUUCUUAAGGCUUGUUCUGGUUUAUCUGCACUUGAAGAAGGAAGGAGUGUCCUAGAGUUUAUCCAAUUCAAUGAGACCCGCCAUAAUUUACAGCGGAAUAUUUAUGUUGAAUGUGCUUUGAUUGACAUGUUUGCCAAGUGCGGCAGCUUAAAUGAGGCACGGCGGUUGUUUGAAAAAAUGACCAGAAAGGAUUUAGCUUCUUGGAGUGCAAUAAUAUGUGGGAGUGUGCAGAAUGGGGAGUGGGUUGAGGCCUUGUGUCUGUUCAAAAGAAUGAGAUUAGUAGGGAUAUUGCCUGAUUCAGUGAUUGUGGCAGCUGUUCUUCCAGCAUGUGGCAGACUGGAAGCUAGGCAUACGGGGAUGGCUAUGCAUGGAUGUGCUGUAAGGAGCGGUUUUGUGAGUGAUUUGUAUGUUUCAAAUGCUUUGGUAGAUAUGUACUGUAAAUGUGGAGACACCGAUGAUGCAAAAUGUAUAUUCUGCAAUAUGGAGUACAGGGAUGCUGUCUCUUGGAGUACCUUGAUAGCUGGUUAUGCACAAAAUUGCAUGUACUGUGAGAGUUUCGAACUGUAUCUUGAGAUGAAGAGUGCAGACUUGAGAGCAAAUGCAAUAACUGCAGCAAGUGCUCUUCCUGGAUUGGCCAACCUCAAAUUGUUGAAACAGGGAAAGGAGAUGCAUGGCUAUAUCCUAAAACAAGGGUUUGAAUCUGAUGCUGUUCUGGGGAGUGCAUUGAUUGAUAUGUACACUAAAUGUGGGUCAAUGAGAGAAGCAGAGCACAUUUUUCAGAUGAUGUCCGAGAGGAACAUCUCAAUAUGGAACUCAUUGAUUGUAGGCUAUGUUUCACAUGGUGAUACUGAUUCAGCACUAAGGAUAUUUCGACAAAUCUGGAAAACCAAACUGAGACCAAAUUCUAUAACCCUAGUUAGCAUUCUUCCUUUAUGCGCCAAAAUGGGGACUCUUGCACAGGGAAAAGAAAUUCAUGGCUAUGCAACUAAAAGCAGUCUCUUUGAAGUAGUUUCUGUUGGAAAUUCUCUGAUAGAUGUGUAUUGCAAAUCUGGGGACCUAGAACUCGGAAUAAAGGUCUUUAAUCAGAUGAUGGUAAAGAAUAUUGUGACUUAUAACACGGUAAUAUCUGCUCAUGGAAUUCAUGGACUUGGAGAAGAGGCAUUUUCAUUUUUCGAGCAAAUGAAGGAAGAAAGAAUCAGGCCCAACAAAGUCUCUUUUAUAGCACUCUUGUCAGCUUGUAGUCAUGCAGGUCUAAUCGACAAGGGUUGGUUAUUAUAUAAUUCUAUGAUGGCUGAUUAUCAUAUCCAUCCAGAAAUGGAACAUUAUUGUUGCAUGGUUGACCUUCUUGGUAGAGCAGGAAACCUUGAUGGUGCCUUGAAUUUUAUCAAAAAAAUGCCUGUGGAACCGGACAUAAAUGUUCUGGGAAGCUUACUCGGUGCUUGCAGAGUUCAUAACAAGUUGGAUCUCGCUGAGCUUCUUGGGAAUCAAAUUCUCCAGAAAAAUCUGAAAGAUUCAGGCUACUAUGUUCUUUUAGCCAAUAUAUAUGCCUCCACUAAGAGAUGGAAAGAUGUGUCAGAUGUCAGAACAGUAAUAAGAGAGAAAGGCUUGAUUAAGAAACCUGGAAGUAGCUGGAUACAGUUAGAUGGCUGUAUUCACGUUUUUCAUGCUAGAGGCAUUAUGCAUCCGCAGCUAUAUAAGAUCCAAGAGAUUCUGAAGAGAUUAUGGUUUGAGAUGAAGGUUGAAGGGUAUAUGCCAGACCAAAGUUUCUUUUCCCAUGAUUUUGUAAUAGAUGCUGAUGAGCUAAUCAAUCUUGAAUCUUGAUGCCGAGUGACAAUAUCAAUACUGCAAUUGGCGUUGGUGAAAAUGGGUUUCUGGCAUUUGAGAAUGAGGCUGUGGAGCAUGAAUUAUUGGACCACCAAAUUACAAGUAUAUUAGAUGGAAUCAACUUUUGGCUUGGUGGACCACUGGGUUGCGUAAUUUUUUUAUUUUAUUUUUUCCUUUCCCAUCAUUAUUGAAGAGGUGCAGAUAGCAAUAGCUGCCUUUUCAGUUUUCAGCACAAUUCAUUAUUGGACCACCCUAGUAUUAGAGAAGUUAUAACCUAGCUUGCAAAACCCUAAACCUUCUUACACCAACUGCAAGCUCUUCUCGUUGGUACGUCAAUACCCCCUAUGUGUUUUGAGUGUUUCUUCCAAAAUUCUCUCAUGUUGGCAAGAACCCUGCGGAUAUUUUCUGCACUGCAGUGAAGAGACGCAAGGGCAGCAAACAGCAAUCGUCUGUUAGAAACAAGUGCCAGAUCCAACAUGAAUGUUUCAACUGACGUGUUUUUGGUGGUUAAGGUGAUCACUUAGUUCUUUGGGAACAUCGGAUGAAAUUGAAUAUGGCUAGAGUAGAUGACCCUGCUGUCUGAGUGAAUGAAUAAUCACCAUCAAUGAAUGACCUCCGCCACAACUAAUAAGUCAAUGGACUGUUAUUAAGGACCUAGCUACCAUGUUUUAAUCAUUUCUUUGCACCAAUUUCAUUUUCUGGACACAAUUUACAAGCAAGAGAAGCCAACAAACUGGCAUAGGAUGAAUAUAAAUAUGCGUAGGAGAAAAACUGGAAAAGCAAUGUUUAUCUAAAUAGUGUCUUAAUUCGCUCGUCUAUAUUCUUUAUGACACUUAGAGAGGAAGGACGAAUGCAAGCAACAAAUACAAGCGUCGUGGCGUAUCGUAUAUAACACGAAAUGAUUGUGAA
Molecule: messenger RNA, 3407 nt
Organism: Corylus avellana
Lineage: Eukaryota; Viridiplantae; Streptophyta; Magnoliopsida; Fagales; Betulaceae
Product: putative pentatricopeptide repeat-containing protein At3g01580
Biological process (GO): RNA modification
Molecular function (GO): protein binding; RNA binding
Source: RefSeq, a predicted model, not a curated record